This is a messenger RNA of Effrenium voratum, 891 nucleotides long. NCBI's taxonomy places the organism in Eukaryota, Dinophyceae, Suessiales, Symbiodiniaceae. The record is from the annotation of a GenBank genome assembly.
AUGGCCGCAAUAAGAAGGUGGCUGUGUGCUCUAGUCGCCGCUGUUCUUCUGGCAGUUCUGCAUUUGAGGCAUGCAACGUUGUUGGUAGCACAGGUGACCACAACGCGGGCCAAAGCGCCCUUGGAGGAACAGGAGUCGCCAGUGCCGCAAGAGAGCCCUGUGCAAGUGCGAAGGCCUGACCCAACUUUCAAAGAGACUGGACAUGGAGCUCGGUGCUUGAAGUUCAUCCAUAUUCCCAAGACGGGAGGGACCAGCAUCGAAUACGAGCUGUGGCUGAAGAGGGAGCAAUUAAGAGGACUUCCCCAAUGGGGAGUGUUUGACCACAACAUUUCCUGCAAGAACAAGCAUGAGUUCAGGCCUGCCGUGCCGAACGUAGGCCAAGUUUUAGCAUAUGGCUGCAAGUCCCCUGCAGGGCACGGUGGCUGCCCUGCAUGGCAUGUGCCACCAGGUGCUGAUGACUUGCUAUUAGAGGGCUACCAGCAGUGUGACACCUUUUGCGUAGUACGGCACCCUGUGACGCGGCUGGUAAGCAAGUGGAAAUACACCAGCGCUGGACCAAACUGCAGCAGAGAGGAUUUUACAAAGUGGGCCUUUGACAUGCUGGAAGCCACGCAAAAGGACCCUUACCAGGGCGGAUGCCAUUUUAUCCCUCAAUCCGAGUACAUAUGGCAGAAGGGUACAGGGUUGACAACUUGCGACCAUGUGCUACGCUAUGAGAAUCUGACCGCAGAGUUCGACUCUUUGAUGAGCAAGUUUGAGCUGCCCAUUGCUCUGAAAGUGCAUCAGCUCAAGGCCAACCCGCGUUGCACCUGGACAAAUGUGACGCCAGAAGUGGAGCAACGCACCAAGGAGGUGUAUGCAGCUGACUUCAAACUUCUUGGCUACACAUAG